Messenger RNA from Penicillium verhagenii, 1902 nucleotides. RefSeq lists its product as uncharacterized. The coding region runs from base 1 to 1902 and encodes 633 amino acids. The record is from RefSeq and is a predicted model, not a curated record. Lineage: Eukaryota; Fungi; Ascomycota; Eurotiomycetes; Eurotiales; Aspergillaceae. The transcript is spliced from 4 exons.
AUGACGGUCAGCAUCUCGGUUGGCCCCGCUGAUCCGCACGACUCGGAUUUCUCUCAGUCGGAGGACGAGGACUCCUCGGGUGUACAAGUCUCCCUCCCCUCCGACGGGAGUCAUGAAUAUACAGAUUAUGAUGAGUGGGCGCAUCUGCCAUAUCCGGAUGAAUUGAAACCAUCUGAUUCAGCCUCUCGACCAAGGACCUCGAACCGUAACCGUAACCGUUCCCUCCACGGUUCGCGCUCGGCUUCGGGCCGUCGUCAACCAUCGCGCCACCAAAUGAUUCCUGAUCGCGAUCGCGAUCGCGACUAUGGCUCUCGGGCCCGUCGCCAGCACUCGCCAGAGUCGCCCGGUAGUGCGGAUUCCGAAGAGUUUGCCGCCCACUACUCUCGCAACCCUCAUGAGCGGCGAUGGGCUGCACCACCGCCCCAGGGUUACCCACAAAGUGUUUCCUCCGGCCCUUCAUUCAACAACCAUCAAUACCCCCCGGGCCAUGGUCAAUUCCCCCACCAAAACCCUCCUCAGCCCUUGUCUGAUCAACUAAUUCGACUUGGCCAUGGGAACCCAAACGGCCAGCCCUACGGCUCUGCGGCCUACCCUUAUGGGCCGCCGCAUGGUGCUACCCCCAUGCACCCUUACUUUCCGGACCCAGCACAUGGAAGGCAUCCCCAACAGCCGCAUCAACCCCGCAUGGACCCUCACACCCAUCAACAAUUACCAGCUCAUAUGGGAGCCCAUGGCAUCCCCUCCCCCUUCGCCGGGGCCCCCCCAUUUCACCACGACCUCAUGCCCUAUCACCCGUCUAAUGGCUACUACAAUAACUUCCGGGACCCUUAUGCCAUGUACCCGGGUAUGAUGCCUCCGUCCUACUUCCCGUACCAACAGGUGCCGUCUCCGAUCCAGCCGGAACCUAAACCAUCUCCUGCUGCUACCCCAGCCCCCGCUGCUCCUGCUCCUGCUCCUGCUCCUGCUCCCGUGGAUGAGGCAGCGAAAGAAGCGGCAGCCCAGGAGGCAGCUAAGGAUGCAGCCAAGGACGAGGCUAUUGCGCGACUAGAGAAGUUGAUUCUGGAUGAUCGCACCGAACGUGAACAAAGGGAAGCGGAUCGUAAAAAAAAAAUCGCGGACGAGGAGGCAGAAAGAGUUGCACUCGAAAAGCAGCUCGCUCAUGACCGGGCCAUCGCAGAAGUGGCGGCAGCAGGAGCGGCAGCACUAGCACGCGCGGACGCCGAGCAGCGAGCAGCCACCGAGGCGGCCAAAGCGAAGGAAGAGGCAGAGAAAGCCGCUGCGGAGGCUGCGGUGAAAGCCAAGGAGGACUCGGCGCAAGCGGCGCAAGAAGCAGCUACCAAGGCAUUGGAAGCCGUGGAAGCAGCGAAAGCGGCAGAGCAAGCGGCAGCCGCCAAGGCGAAAGAAGAAGAAGAAAACAAAAACAAAGUACCCCCACCAGAGAAGAAGAAACCUAUCAAGUUCAAGGAUGCCGUGGGGAGGAAAUUUAGCUUCCCCUUUGAGCUGUGCAGCACCUGGCGGGGAAUGGAAGACCUGAUUAAACAGGCAUUUCUUCACAUUGAGGUUAUAGGGCCUCAUGUAGCCGAGGGGCACUACGAUCUAGUAGGACCCAAUGGUGAUAUCAUUCUCCCCCAGGUCUGGGAGACAGUGGUUGAGCCAGAUUGGACGAUUACUAUGCACAUGUGGCCAAUUCCCGAAAAGCCCAAGGAACCUGAUCCUCCGGCUGCCGAUCCACCGCCGGCUGAACCACCCAAGGCCGGGGAAAAGAAGAAAGAAGGAACCAAGAAGGCGCCGCGCAGGCCCGGUGACCCCCCUGCAUUUGCAACAUGGAUGAUGGGUCGGCGUCCUCCUCAGAGAGGCAAAAAGGCCCCCAAGGUAGAGAAGAAAGAUGAACCGGCAGCCUAG